Messenger RNA from Lottia gigantea (owl limpet), 1689 nucleotides. RefSeq lists its product as hypothetical. NCBI's taxonomy places the organism in Eukaryota, Metazoa, Mollusca, Gastropoda, Lottiidae. The record is from RefSeq and is a predicted model, not a curated record. Gene Ontology annotation, biological process: choline metabolic process; acetylcholine catabolic process. Gene Ontology annotation, molecular function: acetylcholinesterase activity. The coding region runs from base 1 to 1689 and encodes 562 amino acids. The transcript is spliced from 2 exons. Gene Ontology annotation, cellular component: plasma membrane.
AUGUUUUUACUGGGUCCAGCUAUCUCAGUGGUGAUAUUGACGAUUGGUGGCUUCGUUCACGAGACGGUGGAAGCUCAACCUCAGAUCGUCACUACUCAUGGAACCGUUGAAGGAUUCACCCAAACCGUCUUGGAUGUAGAGGUUGAUACGUACCUGGGAAUACCCUUUGCAACACCACCUGUUGGGAAUCUCCGGUUUAAGAGACCAGUGGAUGUGCAACAAUGGAACGAAACUCUUCAUGUGAAAACGCCACAUAAUUCCUGCUAUACCUUCAUUGAUACGUCGUUUGAUAGAAGACCCGGUGUUGAAAUGUGGAACCCAAACACGAACAUGAGUGAAGAUUGCUUAUACCUCAAUAUUUGGGUACCACGUGGAAAUUCCUCCAAUUCAACUACUCCCAUGGCGACCAUGAUCUGGAUUUUUGGUGGGGGAUUCUUUGCCGGAACUCCAACACUCGAGGUGUAUGAUGGGAAAUAUUUAGCUGCUCAUUCAGACGUCAUUGUUGCGUCUAUUAACUACCGAACUGGGCCAUUGGGCUUCCUGUACAUGGGUACUCAAGCUGCUCCUGGAAACAUGGGACUUCUGGACCAACAAUUGGCAUUAAGAUGGAUAUUUAGGAAUAUUGAAUUAUUUGGUGGUGAUAAGUCUAGAAUUACGCUAUUUGGAGAGAGUGCCGGGGCUGCUAGUGCUGGGUAUCAUUCGUUAAGCUCAGGAUCGUUUGAUUUCUUCAAUAGAUCAAUCAUGAUGAGUUCGGCUGUUCCUGUAUAUUGGACUCUAACCUCUAAUGAUACCGCCGAAUCGCGAGCGAGAGAUUUUGCCUUAUUUUUCAAAUGUCCAGUGAAUGACAAGGACGCGAUGUUAGAAUGUUUGAUGUCGAAAUCUCCAGUCGAGCUAAGUGACAACCAGUUUGCAGUCUCCGUGACUGGGUUUCUAGGAGUCCCAUUUCCCCCAGUAGUCGAUGGCGAGUUUCUGACGGACGAUCCGGAUUCUCUGUUUAAGAGGGACGAGUAUAAAAAGGUGGAUGUAUUAUUAGGGGUUGUGAAAGACGAAGGAUCAUACUGGCUUAUAUAUGGUUUACCUCAAUAUUUUGCCUUAGUAAACAAUCGGAGUUUAAAUUAUUCCGAAUUUGUGACAGCCAUUGAUUCAUUAUUGCCUGAAGCCAAUGACAACGUCAAAAAGGCAGUUAUCGCCCUUUACGCAGAAUCGACGCCGUCUGAGUUUAGAAACUAUCGCGAUAUUAUGGACGACAUUAUGGGUGAUCAGACGUUUAAAUGUCCAGUGAUGCAAUAUGCUCAUAUAGCAGCACAGUCAAGCAAAGUGUAUCUAUAUUCGUUUGAAGAGCGCAUGAGCAAUUUACCCUGGCCUGAAUGGAUGGGGGUGCCUCACGGAUACGAGGUCGAAGUAGUGUUUGGUUUACCCCUAAAUGAAUCACUUGGAUACACAUCGGCGGAAGUAGAUUUCAGUAAAAGGGUUAUGACGUAUUGGUCAAAUUUCGCCAAAACAGGAGAUCCAAAUAGUGCCACGGUAGCAAACUGGCCAGUUUACACAGACUCCAGACAAGAGUACGCUAUAUUAGAUAAUACUACACAAGACUAUAUUCAAACUGGUCUCAGAGCACAGCAAUGUAAUUUUUGGUCGUCUAUAGUUCCAUUAUUAAAACCAGGUAAGUACAAAAUGACAUUUUCAUAG